Molecule: messenger RNA, 3384 nt
Organism: Drosophila hydei
Lineage: Eukaryota; Metazoa; Arthropoda; Insecta; Diptera; Drosophilidae
Gene: Cul5
Product: cullin-5
Exons: 6
Coding region: 160-2664 (834 amino acids)
Biological process (GO): protein ubiquitination; SCF-dependent proteasomal ubiquitin-dependent protein catabolic process
Cellular component (GO): SCF ubiquitin ligase complex; Cul5-RING ubiquitin ligase complex
Molecular function (GO): ubiquitin protein ligase binding
Source: RefSeq, a predicted model, not a curated record
AACAAGAAAUCGAUUGAAAAUUACUAUCGGCCGCGUAUAGGCGGAGGAAAUAGCGUUUCUUUUGAUCACAAUAUUUUUUUUUUUGAUUUGGUUCCAUAAUUAAACGCAAAGGUGAAGUAGAGCGUAGCCACGAACAAAGGAACUGCGACCACAAACACCAUGCUGCGGGCGAUAGGCAAACGGGACAGGGACAUAUUUGACGAAGUAUGGCCUGAGAAGCGAAAAAUUGUGCUCAAGCUGCUGCGCCAGGAGACGGUAUCACAGCUCGAAUGGCAAGAGCUCUUCUUUGGCGUACACUUCGUGUGCCUUUGGGACGAGAAGGGUGCUGCCAAGAUAUACGACGGCCUCCAACAGGAUAUUGUCGAAUUCAUUGUUCAGGCCCAAUCCAAGGUGCAAGCGCAGCGGGGCGAACAAGCGCUAUUGGCCACCUACAUUGUAGAAUGGCGUAAAUUCUUCACACAGUCCAAUUACCUGCCGCUGCCCUUUCGACAGUUAGAGCAGUCGCCGCAAGUGAAGCCCGCGUCCAGUUCCAACUCCACGUCGUCAUCAACUGUCGGUGCCGGCGGGGCAUCCACCUCAAAUGCCGCUGCCUUAACCAGCAAUCAAACACCCUCACUCAGUUCCUCAUCAAAGCCCUCAACAUCGACAGCGGCAACGAGUGGUGCUUCCACCAGUGGUGGCGGCGCCAGCAAUUCAGCUGGGGGGUCCAGUUCCAAAAAGAGUCCCACCGAAGACAGUCCGGUGCGCAAAUUAAUGCUGGAUUCGUGGAACAAGCAUAUCUUUCAUGACAUCAAGGAUCGGCUUCAGGAGUCUGCCAUGAAGAUUGUGCACGCCGAACGCAAUGGCGAUGCGUAUGAUGCUCAACUGGUAGUCGGUGUACGUGAAAGCUAUGUCAAUCUGUCCUCGAAUGCGGAGGAUAAACUGGAAAUUUAUCGCGAGCACUUUGAGAAGGCCUAUUUGAAGGCCACCGCCGAUUUCUAUCGUCUCAAGUCCACUGAACAGCAACAGGAGAACGGUGUGCUGGCCUAUAUGAAGUACGCGGAUGCCAAGCUGCGCGAAGAGGAGGUGCGCGCUAAGCGUUACCUAGAGCCGAGCAGCUUUAACAUAUUGACAUGCCGUCUGGUCAAGGUGCUCAUUGUGGAUCAUCUCAAUUCGAUUAUAGCCGAGUGUCCGGCGCUGAUACGCGACUACGAGACGGAUCGCUUGAAUCUCAUGUUUCGCCUGAUGGAUCGUGUGAUGGAUGGCGAGGGUGUCGAGGCAAUGAUGGGCGAUCUACAGCGGCAUAUAAAAUCAGCUGGCCUGGCCGAUAUGCAGUCCGCCUCGGAGAUAAUCACACAGGACUCGGAGAAGUAUGUGGAACGACUGUUGGAGCUCUUCAACAGAUUUAGCGACCUGGUGCGCAAUGCCUUCAACGAUGAUCCGCGCUUUCUCACUGCCCGAGAUAUCGCCUUCAAAAUGGUGGUCAACGACACCAGUGUGUUCAAAAUGGAGCUGCCCACGAGCAUUGCCAAUCGCGGUGUCAAAUACACUGCGCCCGAAAGCAAAUGCCCCGAGCUACUUGCCAACUACUGUGACAUGUUGCUCCGCCGCACGCCGCUCAGCAAGCGCCUCACUAGCGAGCAAAUCGAUGCACGUCUGCGGGAUGUGCUGCUCGUGUUGAAGUAUGUCAACAACAAGGAUGUCUUUAUGCGGUAUCAUAAAGUCCAUUUGACGAGGCGUUUAAUCCUGGGCACAAGUGCUGAUAGUGAAAAGGAAGAGGAUAUCGUUGAAUGGCUACGCGAGGUGGGCAUGCCCGCGGACUAUGUCAACAGACUGGCACGCAUGUUCCAGGACAUUAAGGUCAGCGAGGACUUAAAUACUCAAUUCCGUAACUCUAUAAGUCGACAUGAUGCCAUCAAUAUAAAAAUACUCAAUGCUGGGGCGUGGGCGCGCUGUUCGGAACGCGUCUCAGUUUCGUUGCCCAUCGAACUGGAGGACUAUAUACCCGAUGUGGAGGAGUUUUACAAGAAGAAGCAUUCCGGCCGUAAGCUGCAAUGGUAUCAUCACAUGAGCAAUGGCACCAUCACAUUUGUUAACAAUUUCGGGCGCUACGAUCUCGAUGUCACAACAUUUCAAAUGGCUGUGCUCUUUGCUUGGAAUCAGCGCCAGCAUGACAAGAUCUCCUAUGAGAAUCUGCGUCUGGCCACCGAGCUACCCGAUCCCGAGCUGCGACGCACUCUAUGGUCGCUGGCCGCCUUUCCCAAGAUCAAAAAGCAAAUCUUGCUUAUGGAGCCAGUGGCCAUUAGUUCGCCCAAAGAUUUCGCUGAGAACACAAUGUUCUAUAUCAAUCAAGAAUUUGCAAUUGUCAAAAAUGGUAAAUCUCAGCGUCGCGGCAAGCUAAAUCUAAUUGGUCGCCUGCAACUAAGCACGGAGCGUUCGCAACAGGAGGACAAUCAGUCCAUUGUGCAGCUACGAAUAUUGCGCACCCAGGAGGCAAUCAUUAAGAUAAUGAAGGUGCGCAAGCGCAUGAACAAUGCGGCGCUGCAGGCGGAACUGAUUGAUAUACUGAAGAAUAUGUUCCUUCCGUCGAAGAAAAUGAUUAAGGAGCAGCUCGAAUGGCUUAUUGAACACAAGUAUAUGAGACGUGACGACGAUGAUAUCAACAUGUUUAUUUAUGUGGCCUAACUGUGAUGGCCUUUGCGUCCUUGCCUAGUAACCAUUUCCAUAUCCAAACCAAAACCCAACCACAGCCAACCUAAUGUUUAUACACGUAUGAUCUUUAACUCUCAAUUGGUUGCGUGCUCUAAGCUCGCGCUCCCUCCUUUCUUUCUCCCUUUUCCCCUCUACCUAUUUCUCUUUCCAAUUAUCGCAUUCAAUCCCCCAUUCUCUUGGGAUUUGUUUAGUUGACUGCGUCCUGGGCAUUGCUUUUCCCUAUUUGUAUUUUGUUUGUUUUGUGUAAACGCGUAAUUAUAUUUUAAUUUGGCCUAUUGGCUGCUUGGUUUAUCGUCUUAGCUAUAAUAUGUGCUGUAUGUGGCCGCCCCCUGAUAACGAUUACGAUUAACGCUAAUCUAUAAACAAAAACAAAUUACAUUUGCUGUUUUCCAUUUGUUUAUAUUGUGUAUUCUGAAUUAUUGUUGAAGUCAUUUUGUAAAGUCUUGUUGCACCCGGCAAACACUCACCUAUCACCCACGACCCGCCCCACAACGAUUGGCAUCUUGGGUUUGACUUUAGAACAACAAUAAUCGCUUGAAAGACACUGAGACAGACACAUACGAAGGCAAAACUAAAAUAGAAUAGCAAUAUUAUAUGUUUAAGCUAAUGAAAUUAUAAAGCAUAUAAAUUGUAUUUUAAAUAAAUUAAGUAUAAACACAAGACACUAUAUCUCCGGGGUGAAUAAAACAAAUG